AUGCUUCGAAGUUGUUCGCCAUCGAUGACUGCAUUAAUGCAUAUUGCUGGGCUGCCACUUUCGAAACCCCCAGCUUGGCCGACGAUUGGGCCUCUUCGCUUUUCGCUUAGCAAUAAUUUUGUGAAUUAUUGCUUUGAAUCCACUUCCCGAUACUUUUCCAGGCGUUUAGCAACUCCAUCUCAUAAAAAAGAAAAGCGUUUGGAUGAAAAAGAAGCAGUUGAAGUGAUUUGUCGUUUAUGUCCUUAUCAGGGGAAUGAUCCAUGUGCAAUAUUGGUUGAUGAAACGCAUAUAAAACUUGUACCACCAGCAAGUGCUUCAAGAAGUGGUUUACCUACGACUGAAUCCAUUUACAAACUUUCUUAUGUUUUCGACGAAACCGAUGGUCAACGCGCAGUUUUUGAACGGAGUGCUGUCGACCUCGUUGAAAAUCUUGUUCGUGGCAAAAAUUCAUUACUUUUUGCCUAUGGUAUAACUGGAAGUGGAAAAACAUAUACAAUGACUGGCGAUACAACGGAGGAAUGUACUGGAAUUUUGCCACGUACAUUGGACGUAAUUUUCAAUUCGUUAUCGAAUCAGGUCGAUAAAUGUAUCUUUCGUCCUGAUGGGAAAAAUGGUUUUGAAGUUAUUAGUGAAUUCGAAGCUGCAUUGGCGAGACAGCGGUUAAAAAUUUCUAAUGAUGAUGAUACGUAUGAACUUGCCAAUCGUUAUAUGGAACCCAGAAGGGUUAGUGGUGUCAAUUUUGAAAUGCUCUAUGCUAUUUUCGUUUCUUACAUUGAAGUUUAUAAUGAUGUUUGUUACGAUUUGUUAGAUCAGACAAUUGUUAAUCGAGAUGGCACAAGGUAA
Messenger RNA from Dracunculus medinensis (Guinea worm), 843 nucleotides. Lineage: Eukaryota; Metazoa; Nematoda; Chromadorea; Rhabditida; Dracunculidae. The record is from the annotation of a GenBank genome assembly.